Diabrotica virgifera virgifera (western corn rootworm) is the source of this 4511-nucleotide messenger RNA. RefSeq names its product peptidoglycan-recognition protein LF. The record is from RefSeq and is a predicted model, not a curated record. Bases 131 to 1894 code for a protein of 587 amino acids. The transcript has 6 exons. Gene Ontology annotation, biological process: peptidoglycan catabolic process. Lineage: Eukaryota; Metazoa; Arthropoda; Insecta; Coleoptera; Chrysomelidae. Gene Ontology annotation, molecular function: zinc ion binding; N-acetylmuramoyl-L-alanine amidase activity.
UUUGAAUUUCAAUUCAGUCACCGACGAGUAUUCGUCGCGAUAGUGUCGCAAAGAACGGUGUUUAAUACCAUGUGAUGAUAAGAGAUUAAACGACAGUGAGUGCAUUUCUAAUUAAUUUGAACGCGAAGGUAUGCCGCAGGCCAUUUUGCCAAGGCCGCUUGAGAAUCCUUGCUUUGAAGAUGACAACAAGAGGCAGUUGAAGAGUUACCACGAAAAUGAGGUGGACACUAUCGACAUUUCUGCAGUCAACCCAGACGAUGAUGAAACGGAAGAAGAGGAAGAAGAAAUAGUUGACUACGACAAUGCAAUCGUAGUUAACGACCAACCUCAUCUACCACACUUUGGCAGUGUUUCCGUAGUCAACUCAAAUGAUGUUCAUUUUGGUAACAAAACAGUGUACAAAGGUCCUGUGACUAUAAAACAAUUUGUGUAUCCCAAAAGUGAUGUAACUAGUGAGGUAUUUAGUAAUUUAAGUGAAGUGACCGGAUUAAACGAACUCAACUCAAUAACUGGCGGUAAUAAGGUGCUACAUAGUGAAGGAGUAGAUAAUGCGAGUUUUGUCAAAGAAGACCUCGAAAUUGGUCGUGACAAAGCAGAGGAGAGGGAACAAGAGACUGAUUCUGUAACUGAUAGAAUAAGAAAAAGUAUUACGUAUGUCAAGGCGUUUCCAUGUAAAAAACCUAAGCAAACUUUAUUGUUAGUAUUUCUGCUAAUAUUGUCUCUUACUACAAUUUCUGCUAUCCUGAUAUGGAGGAAUCCUACUAGAGUUAUACAGAUCGAUCAAAAUAAAGACAACGAAGAAGAAGAUAAAAAUGAGCCCAUAGACUACACAGCUGAUACUAAUGCGGCUCCAAAAGAAAAAUUAAGAAUUGUUACCAGGAUUAAUUGGCUCGCGAAACCUCCUUCGGGACCGAUAAAUAACCUGACCCUUCCUGUUUCUUUAGUAGUAAUCAACCAUUCAGCAACUGAAUCCUGCAAUUCUCAAGCUUCUUGUGUCUAUCAAGCUCAUGCAAUCCAAGCCUUUCAUAUGGAAAGUAGAAACUGGAGUGACGUCGGCUACAGCUUCAUGAUCGGAGGAGAUGGCGCAGUCUAUGAAGGCAGAAGUUGGACCAAGGAAGGAGCACAUACUUUAGGAGUCAACGACAAAAGUAUUGGUAUUGCUUUUAUCGGAACUUACACGGAUCAUGUGCCGCCUGCUUUGAUGCUCAAUGCUUUCCAUAAUCUAGUCAAUAAAGGUGUAAACGACGGUUACAUAACAAAAGACUAUAAAGUGAUGGGUGCUAGGCAAUUUUCCGGAACCGAAAGUCCGGGGAAAGCUUUCUAUGAUGUAAUAAAAACGUGGGUGCAUUGGUCUGAAAAACUUUCCUAUGUCAAUGGAACUACCGGAGAUCUGCGAAUUAUAAAGAGAAUCUUCUGGGUAGCACAACCUCCUUCGGGUCCGCGGAAUAAUCUAACUCUUCCUGUACACGCAGUAAUAAUUCAUCACACUGAUACUGAGUCCUGUGAUACAAAAGGUGCCUGUAUUCUCCAGACUCGUACAAUUCAAACUUACGACAUCGAGAGUAGAUCAUUGAAUGAUAUUGCAUAUAACUUUCUCAUCGGUGGUGAUGGUGCUGUUUACGAAGGUAGAGGUUGGAAGGUAGAAGGAGCGCAUACUUUGGGAGCUAACGACAAAAGUUUUGGAGUUGCGUUUAUUGGUACUUUCAGUAAAGAGCUACCACCUAAAAUUAUGGUUACCGUUUUCUACAAGCUAGUUGAUAUAGCUAUACAAAAGGGUUAUCUAACGAAAAAUUAUAAAAUAAUGGCUGCUAGACAGUUUUCCGGCAUAGAAAGUCCAGGAAAAGCUUUCUAUGAAUUAAUAAAAUCGUGGCCUCAGUGGUCUGAAAAACUGUAAAACAAAAUUUAGAUGAAUAAGAUACUAAACACUUGGUCGUAAAGGGACUUUUCCUUUCUAGAUUAAAAAAAAUAAUUUUUUACCUAAAAAAUUCCUCAGUAUCCUAGAAACACUGCCCUAAAGUUUUAUUCUUCUUCUUCAAGUGCCAUCUUCGUUCCGAAGGUUGGCGAUUAUCAGGGCUAUACGUAUUUUCGAAACUGCUGACCGAAACAAUUACUAAUUCGAAAUUGCUACAGCUAUACCAUUCCCGUAGAUUCUUUAGCCAGGAGUUUUGUCUUCUCCUAUGGACCUUUUUCUUGCUAUCUUCCCCUGCAUAAUUGUUCGAAGCAACUCAUAUCUUUGGCCUCUUAUAAUGUGGCCCAGGUAUUGCAGUUUUCGUUUUUUUGAUCGUAAAUAUGACUUCCUUUCCUUUAUUCAUUCUUCUCAAGACCUCGACGAUUGUGACUCUCUCCGUCUCUUUCAGCGUCCAUGACUCCAUUCCGUAGAACAGCACAGAAAGUACGUAACAUCUCAUCAGGCGAAGUUUCAUUUCAAGGCUCAAAUCUCUUCCACAGAACACUCUCUUCAUUUUAGUGAAUAUGGAUCUGGCUUUUUCUAUUCUUAUUUAAUUUCUGCUGAGCUAUCGUUGUCUUCAUUUAUUAAAGUGCCUAAAUAUUUGUAUUUGCUAACUCGAUCGAUAAUUUCAUUGUGUAAAUAUAAAUUUUGGACAUUUCGUGUUGAUUUCGAUAUUACCAUAAAUUUAGUUUUGUUUAUGUUCAAAAAUAGUCCAUAUUCUUCGCUGCAGUCUGCUAUUUUAUUCACCAAUGUCUGUAUCUCUUCAAGUGUUUCUGCGAUCAGAACGGUGUCGUCGGCAAAUCUCAGAUUGUUUACUCUAACACCAUUUAUUUUAAUACCUAUGGAUUCCUCUAUUUUAAUACCUAUGGAUACCUAUGGAUUGCUUUAUUAAGAAAUUCCAAAUACAAACCAAGUUAUUGCUGUAUCUAUGACGAUAAUUGAGCUAAAACUCAUUUGUAUACAACAACGCGGGCGAUGCCUGACCUGUGCAGCUGCAACUAGACAGUUGGGUUCUAAAACUUACAAAUUAAGCACGUGUUAUAUUAUUGAAAUUUAUCGAAAAUUAUUGUUUCGAAAAUAAAAAAAAAUGCCUGGGUCUGGUGGCCAUUUAAAAGACAGUCAAAGUAAGGUGGCGCAUUAAAAUAAGCAUUAUAAUAAAAAGCAUUGUAAAGAUAAUCAGUGUAUUGCAUUAAACCGUUCUGAAUUAUCCAGUAACUGGGAAUAACAAUUGGAGAGACAAGUUGGUUGGAAAAUAUCUACGAAUCACAUAUUGCUCAAGUCAAUAGAAGAGCAGCGAGAUAUCAAAAGAGGGCAGAAUUAUAAAAAAAAGCUUUAACUGAAAACUUACAGCUUUUACUGGACAGUGAGGACAUCCAAUAUGCACCAGGAAUCGCUGAUUAGAGGGAACAAAAUAUGACCAUUUUAUUCGAUAAAAUUGCAGUAAAAAUACUUAAACACGUUUUUUUCGAAAUCACAUUUUUCAAAUCUGUGAGACAAGUUUUUACAAAAAAGUUAUUAUCACCAAAAUUAAAGCUAAUAAAAAUUUAAAUAAACUCCUUAAAAGAAAGACCUUUUAGUGUUAACUAAAAGUGAGUUAUAGGUAAUUAAACGUAUAUUUUUUUCAGUGAGUACCGAAAUCAAAGUAUUCAAGCUUAAAUAACAGGGAAAUGAUGCAUUUUAUAACAUAACCUUAUUAAAUGUUUAUCAAAGUACUUAGAAAUAUCUAUCAAAUGAGCCCCGAACAAGUUUUGUUAUGGUCUUGGCAUAGCCAAUUAGCCAGGACCCGAACAAGUUGAUAGCAUUAAAAUUAUGCUCCAAAAAUUUUUCAAAAUUUAUCUGUUAAAAAUCUUUCCAACAAAUGUUGUUUUUUUUUUAGAUCACUUCGUUAAUUUUUACGUUAUCAGGAUCACCUUAAAACUAUUUGAAACUUAAUUCCAAGGGCUAUUAAAACACGUUGAAAUUAAUCUUAUAAACCCCUUACUUUUUUAAAAAUAAAAGGAUAAAUGGCCCCGUUACAUGUUUCUCGCAGCAAAAUUUAAGCUUUAAACGUUUCUACCUCGGUUAUUUUUCACCCUAUAGAAAUAGUAAGGAAGAUAAAAUAUUUGAUAUAGAAAAAACUAAAAUUUAGUCAAUUAUCAUUUUUUACGUAUAUUUAAGUAUUUUUGGAGUUAUUAUCAAAAGAAAACAAAAAUAACGAUAAUUUUAAAAAUUCUGAUUUUUUAAAAUUAUACCUUUUUUGCAAAAUUAUGCAUUCUAAACCGGUUAAAAUUGUUGAAAUCAUUACUUACGCUAAUAUAAAGACAGUCUUAUAAGGAUUACUAUAAAUUUUAAUUUUUGUGGAAAUGGCGUACCUUUUAUUUUUCACUUUUUCCUAAAAAAUUUUGUUAUGUAUUGUUUCAACAAAUCAAAUAAUCAAGUAGGUAGAAACAGAAAUUACAACGGGUAAAAAGUGUGUUAUAUUGGUCAUUAAAUAUGCUAAUAUUUAGUAAAUAUGGUUAAUUUGUUAAUAAACAUUUGUAAAUAUAUACAUAUUAUAUUAAAUAUAUAGUUUUCACAAAACAAA